CAACCCCCUCUUCUCCUGCACUUCCCCUCCCUCUCUCCUUCUUCCUCUCUAUAUUUCCUCAGUGAAAGGAAACUCAAAAACUUAAUAGCUAGCAGUUGCUAAGAGUAUAACAAAGAUGUUGCUGGGCAAGAGACCACGUAAUCCAAUGAAGAGAACAACAAGCUUCUCAGAGAUCACCUUUGAUCUAAACACUGCUACUAGUGAAGCAGCCCCACCACCGUCUGAUCAUCAUCAAAAACAGGCGGGAUAUGGUGGCCUGAUAGAUCAACGGUUCUUGUCUGACGCUGGAUCACCAAGAACUACCUAUAGAAGGGCUUCUGCUGAUUUCUUGGAGACUGCUCACUUCUUGAGGGCUUGCUCUCUUUGCAAGCGCCGGUUGAUCCCUGGCCGUGACAUCUACAUGUACAGGGGUGACAGUGCUUUUUGCAGCCUAGAAUGCAGGCAACAACAAAUGAGCUUAGAUGAGAGGAAAGAGAAGUGCUCAUUAGCAUCCAAGAAAGAAUCUGUAUCCACCACCACCGCAACAGAAGUCUCCGCUAAAGGAGAGAGCACCGUUGCCGCCUUGUAGAAAUUAUUAAUUACCAAGAAAAAUGAAAAAAAAAAAACUUCGCCUAUAUAUAAUAUAAUCCAAGUCUAGAAGUAUAUGAACGUGGGUUUGAAUGCAGGCGUAUAUUUUUGUAUGUAAAGGGACAAGUUUUGAAGCUGCUUUACGUGGAUCCGCGGCGCAUACUAUGAGGCCUGCCUAGCUAGAAUUUACGAGUCUGCAUUUCUUUUUCCUAGUUUUUUUUUUGUUUUUUGCUUUUUCUAACACUUUUUAUUUUAUCCUGUUUUGUCUUGCUCGUAAUGGAAGAAAAUUGCAGAUUCACAA
Molecule: messenger RNA, 868 nt
Organism: Populus trichocarpa (black cottonwood)
Lineage: Eukaryota; Viridiplantae; Streptophyta; Magnoliopsida; Malpighiales; Salicaceae
Product: FCS-Like Zinc finger 5
Exons: 2
Coding region: 116-568 (150 amino acids)
Source: RefSeq, a predicted model, not a curated record